Protopterus annectens (West African lungfish) is the source of this 3051-nucleotide messenger RNA. It is a transcript of the gene ORC1, whose product is annotated as origin recognition complex subunit 1. The record is from RefSeq and is a predicted model, not a curated record. The coding region runs from base 1 to 2553 and encodes 850 amino acids. The transcript is spliced from 16 exons. Gene Ontology annotation, molecular function: ATP hydrolysis activity; DNA replication origin binding; ATP binding. Gene Ontology annotation, cellular component: nuclear origin of replication recognition complex. Gene Ontology annotation, biological process: DNA replication initiation; mitotic DNA replication checkpoint signaling. NCBI's taxonomy places the organism in Eukaryota, Metazoa, Chordata, Ceratodontiformes, Protopteridae.
AUGGGUACAGAGGUACAUCGCAUUAAACGUGCUGUAGUGCAGUGGUUUGUUCGCUUUGAGGAGAUACCUGCAGGCAAACGAAAACUUUUAAGUCGCGAUCCAGACCCACAUGAGAUCUUCCUGUAUGAUGUUGGUAACUGUGACAAUGACAUUAAUGCAGAAACAAUAAUUGGUGAUAUAAAGGUGGUGCAGCUGUCUCCAGAUCAAGUUUUCCAGAAGGAGAAAAAUGAGCAUGUUUUGUUUGUGAAACUAUCCUGGAAUGGAAAAGCCUUUAAACCUUUAACUAAGUGCAUGUUACCAAGUAGAAAUGGCAGCUCACCAAUGCAAGAAAUAGCUGACAAAGUAUCUCAGCAGAACUCUUUAAAGCUCAAUUUCUGUUCACCUAAAGAUGGAAGCUGUGACUUUGACAUUAUUCCUACUUCUGCGGCUUGCAGUAGUAACAAAGCAAGUCACAGCUUAACAGAAUCAAAAAAUAGUGACAUUGAAAUUGAAUCAAAACACUCUGCAUCAAAACAUUCUCAUUCAAAAGAUCGAAGUUCUUUGCGGGCUGCAACCAAAAAUAGUACUCCAGGAGCGAGGAAGAAGUUGCAGCUGACAAGUCCUUCAAAGUCUCCAGGAAGCAAACUGACACGACAGGAUGUGUUGGCACAACUUUUUGACGAUGAUGCAUUUGUUGAGUCUGUUGGUUCAACAGUGGCCAAGAGGAAGGUUGCUUUUGACAGCUGUGAUAGCCCCACUAAAAAGUCUUUGGACAGCCAAUCUAGUGAAAUGUCUAAUCACUGUAUUUCACCAACAAGCCAGAAGAGUUCUGUGAAGGAGAGCACAGACUUGAUUGCUGCAGCGUCCACCAAGCUGCGUAAAGCUACACCAGGAAAGGCAAGAAGCAGAGAUGCUUUCUCAAGCAUAAUAGAUGGCAUUUGUGAACUGAAGAAUCAUGAGGAGGAAGACUGCACUGAUGCUGACCAGUUAAGCAAGACAAGAAACAUGACAACUCCAGCAAAACAUGAAUCCACUUCAAAAAAGGGUUGUAGGUCUUCAACACGAAUUAAAGAAAUGGAAGACACUAGAAGGGAAAUCAGAUUAUCAAGUUCCAAGACUUGCAGAAAAUCAGUCUUAAAAGGUGCUGCACAUUUGAUGGAACAAAUCAGUAUAUUAAAUGACAGCAGUGAGGAUGAAGAUGAGGACUUUUCACCUGAUUCCUGCAGCAGCGAGGAGGAAGAUGAGGAACAAGAGGAGGAUGCUGCAAGGAGUAAAAUAGAUCAGAAGAAAAAGUCUCAUCAGGGGCAUGUCCCCUCAACUCCAAAGUCUUCACAGAAGUCUUCUGUUUCUAUCACACCAAACAGAAUGCGUACUCCACGAACUCCCAAAACCCCACACAAUGCAACUCCUAGAAUUCCAUGUCGGAAUCAGCCAGUCAGGAAACCAGGCAGUGUGUUAGAGGAAGCAAGAGCAAGAUUACAUGUUUCAGCAGUUCCAGAGUCCUUGCCAUGUCGAGAGCAGGAGUUCCAAGAUGUGUAUAAUUUUGUAGAAAGCAAACUUAUUGAUGGAACUGGAGGGUGUAUGUAUAUAUCUGGUGUCCCUGGAACAGGAAAAACUGCAACUGUUCAUGAGGUAAUUCGCUGUCUGCAGCAUGCAUCUGAGCAGGAUGAACUGCCAGCAUUUCAGUUUAUCGAAAUUAAUGGGAUGAAGCUUACUGACCCCCAUCAAGCCUAUGCACAGAUUCUGAAGAUGCUGACUGGACAAAAGGCCACUGCUGACCAUGCUGCUGCUCUGCUAGAGAAACGGUUCAGCACUCCAUCACCAAAGAGAGAGACUGCAGUCCUGCUAGUGGAUGAGCUGGAUCUCUUGUGGACCAGGAAGCAGAAUGUGAUGUACAACUUGUUUGACUGGCCUACCCGUAAAUCAGCCAAGCUGGUAGUUUUGGCCAUUGCAAAUACUAUGGACUUGCCAGAAAGGAUUAUGAUCAACAGAGUGUCCAGCAGACUGGGUUUGACCAGGAUGUCAUUCCAGCCCUACACCUAUAAGCAGCUGCAGCAGAUCAUCACAUCACGGUUGAACAGGCUGAAAGCAUUUGAGGAUGAUGCAAUACAGCUGGUUUCACGAAAGGUGGCUGCAUUAUCUGGAGAUGCCAGACGUUGCCUUGAUAUUUGUAGAAGAGCCACAGAAAUUUGUGAACUGACCCAGAGCAAAGGCACACGCCUGGUUGGAAUGGUUCAUGUCAUGGAGGCACUUGAUGAAAUGUUUUCAUCUCCUUUCAUUAUGGCAAUCAGGACUGCAUCUGUACAGGAGCAGAUGUUCCUACGAGCCAUUAUUGCUGAGUUCCGUAGGUUAGGCCUUGAGGAAGCAACAUUUCAGCAGGUCUACCAGCAACAUAUUUCUUUAUGCAGGAUUGAAGGACUGCAACCUCCAACAAUGUCUGAAACGAUGGCAGUGUGUUUACGACUUGGUGCCUCUCGCCUUCUGUUAACUGAAUCCAGCAAGAAUGACCUCCAUAUGCGUGUGAGGUUAAAUGUUAGCCAGGAUGACAUCAUGUAUGCACUGAAAGAGGAGUAAAGUUCAUCCUGGUCUACAUCUGUUUUAGUUGCUUAGAAUUUUUAUAAUACAAAUGUUAAUGUGAAUAUUGAUUGUACAUUUGUUGUGUAAAAAUUUAUCAUUUUUAGCAGCCAAUGAUUUUAUGAUGGAAAUGUCAACAUGGAUUUUUGAAUGUCUUUUGUAAAAAUAAAACCUAAAAUUAAUAUUUAAUAGAAUUUUAAAAGAUUUUGUAUGUUAUAUAAAGCACUUUCUAAUAAAAAUUUCUCUGCAACCUGUUUAUGUAUACCUAGACUGUGGCAUUUACUAUUAAGGAAAGUUAUCUCUGUUGUACAUGAGAAUAAGAGAAAAGCUUUGACAUUAUACAUUGUUAGAUACCAAAGGAAUGUUGAUGCCCCAGAAUAGCCCAUUGUGAUAGGACAGCUAGGAACUGCUGCAGUGUUUUAGAUAUUAUCUAGGUCUAUGAGUGUUUUUUAUGGCUUAUUUGACUAAAGACGGUCAUUUCUAAUUUUUAAAUUUCCU